GCUUGUGUGUAAGUCAGUAUCACAGAGACCAGUGACUGAUUCUCCAGGGUUCCCAAGUCCUGGCUGUCAGAAGAUGCACAGCUCUAGAGUGGGCUACUGCUGCUGACAAAGGACAAGCUACCAGCCACCUGAAACCACUGUAUGUGUGUGUGUGUGUGCAAGAGAGAGAGAGAGAAAGAGAGAGAGAGUGCUAGUGUGUUCACAGAAAAGACACACUGUGGAACCAUGUCCUCUGAAUCUAACAGCCACAGCAAGAGACUGCCUUCUGAGACAGAGCAUGCUCAGAGGGUCCUCGAGCCGGACCAUGCGCAGCAGCUGAAGCUCCGGGAGAGGCAACGGUUCUUCGAGGAGGUUUUCCAGCACGACAUUGACGUCUACCUCUCUGCGGCCCACCUCCAGAUCGAGCAAAAGAGACCGCCCAUCGGUAGCAUCUCUUCCAUGGAGGUGAAUGUGGACAUGCUGGAGCAGGUGGAACUCCUGGAUAUCUCUGAUCAAGAAGCUUUCGAUGUCUUCUUCAGCUCAGGGGUGGAGGAGGGCAGCGUUGCCACAGCACUGGCAGACGACGACAUUGACGUGUACCAAGACGAGAUCACGCUGGAGGUACCCGGAGAAACCAAAUCUCGCACGUCCUCCACAUCCUCCACCUCCACAGACCCCUACAGCCUGGACACCAGCGAGGAGGGAGCGGAGACCCCAGUCGUCCAAUCAGACAACGAAGAUGUGCAAGCCGACACGGAACUCUUUCUUUGAUACCGGUUUGACUGCACUAGGUGUAGCUUUUCUAAACUCUGAAAUUUUAUGAAAAAACAGGCCGCAUUUUUUUUUUUUAAAGCACUCAUUAAGCUUUUUAUUGACUAGUCA
Molecule: messenger RNA, 861 nt
Organism: Polyodon spathula (Mississippi paddlefish)
Lineage: Eukaryota; Metazoa; Chordata; Actinopteri; Acipenseriformes; Polyodontidae
Product: dysbindin-like
Exons: 4
Coding region: 142-750 (202 amino acids)
Biological process (GO): negative regulation of protein kinase activity
Cellular component (GO): cytoplasm
Source: RefSeq, a predicted model, not a curated record